CACACACACACACACACACACAAACACACUCACACUCAUGCUUGGCCACUCUCGGUUCAGUCCGGUGAGACAGGCAUAGUGCCUCCAUCUCAGUGCAUAUCUCUGUUGAUGUCUGUGUGUCUCUAAUGCUGAGCUCAGCCUGUUUACCAAGAUGGCUCAAAGGAAAAGGAGUUUUACUUUUGGAGCAUAUGGAGGAGUUGACAAGACAUUCUCCAGAGCUCGAAGCUUAUGGAAACAGGAUGGAGGAGAGGCACGUAUCUCUAGCACUCUAGACGCCACACUGCUCCAGGCUCCGCUGCCCUACACUGCCCCUGCAUUCCUAAAGACUACUGAUUUAUUUGAAAUGAUUGAAAGAAUACAGAGCAACAGAAUGGAUGAACAGCGGUGUACCCUUCCUCCACCCCUUAAAACUGAGGAGGACUAUAUCCCAUACCCUAGUGUUCAUGAGGUGUUAGGCAGGAAAAGCCCUUUUCCUCUGAUCCUGCUGCCUCAGUUUGGAGGUUACUGGAUCGAAGGCACCAAUCACGAGCUGAGCAAUGGAAAUGACUUGGAUCAAUUGCUGUCUCCUACGUCCCACAUCAAGCUGGAAACCAACACUACAGCCAGGAUCUUCCGGAAACACUUCAUGGGAAAGGAGCAUUUUAAUUACUACACAAUGGACAGCGCUCUGGGCCACCUGGUCUUCUCAGUUAAAUACGAAGUGAUUGGGGACCAGGAGCACCUCCGUCUGAUGUUAAGGAGCAAAUUGAAGACAUAUCACGAUGUGAUCCCAAUAUCAUGUCUGACUGAAUUCCCCAACGUUGUCCAGAUGGCCAAGCUUGUGUGUGAGGAGGUGAACGUGGAUCGCUUCUUCCCAGUGCUUUACCCAAAGGCUUCGAGGCUUAUUGUGGCUUUUGAUGAGCAUGUCAUCAACAACAACUUCAAGUUCGGAGUAAUAUAUCAGAAGUUUGGACAGACUGUUGAGGAGGAGCUGUUUGGAAAUAAUGAGGAAAGUCCUGCAUUUGUGGAGUUUUUAGAGUUUUUGGGUCAGAAGAUCGAGCUCCAUGAUUUUAAAGGAUUUAGGGGAGGCUUGGACGUGACACACGGGCAAACGGGCACAGAAUCAGUCUACUACAAUUUCCAUAACAAAGAGGUCAUGUUCCACGUAUCCACCAAGCUCCCCUAUACGGAAGGUGACAUGCAGCAGCUGCAGAGAAAGAGACAUAUAGGAAAUGACAUUGUGGCCAUUGUGUUCCAAGAAGAGAACACUCCAUUUGUGCCAGACAUGAUUGCAUCAAACUUCCUUCACGCCUACAUUGUGGUACAAGUGGAGAAUGCGUGUUCUGACAAUGUCCUGUACAAGGUGUCAGUGACUGCGAGAGAUGAUGUCCCAUUCUUUGGACCGGCCCUUCCUGAUCCUGCCAUAUUCAGGAAAGGAUCAGAGUUCCAUGAGUUUUUAUAUACAAAGCUAAUCAACGCUGAGCACGCCUGUUACAAAGCUGAGAAGUUUGCCAGACUUGAGGAGCGCACUCGGGGAGCCCUGCUGGAGACACUGUAUGAAGAGUUGCAUAUCCACAGUCAGGCCAUGAUGGGGCUCGGUGGGGAUGAGGAGAAGCUCGAGAAUGGAGGAGGUGGAGGAGGGGGCUUCUUCGAGUCUUUUAAGCGGGUGAUCCGCAACAGGAGCCACUCUCUGGAUGCCAUGAGUUUCAGUAUUGGGAAGCGCGUGGUCUCCUCUAGUCACAGCGGCAGUUUUACCCACAACAACAACAACAACGAUCAGCUGCACUCACCAGAGACCCCCAAAUACGCUGGGAUAUCAUUGCUUGUCCCAGGGAAAAGUCCCAGUAAAUACGGACGUCGCGGCAGUGCCAUAGGGAUAGGAACGAUAGAAGAGUCUCUGAUCAUUCCUGGGAAAAGUCCAACGAGGAAAAAGUCUGGCCCAUUCAACUCUCGCAGGAGCAGUGCUAUCGGCAUCGAGAACAUCCAGGAGGUGCAGGAGAAAAGGAUUGCCGCUCUUUUGUCAGAGGACAGGACAGUGCUCUGUGUCUCUCUACCCAGCGUCAGUCUCAGGAACGGCAGACUCAUCAUGGAUUCCUCAAACAGCAGGGACAGUUCGCCGAGCACACAGAAGACUCCUGACAGUGGACACAUUUCACAGGAACCCAGGUCUGAAAACUCAUCCAAUCAGAGCUCACCUGAGGUCCUUGUCACUAAGAACAACUCAGCCAUGUGCUUCAGAGUUCCUUCCAUCCCUGAAGCUCAUGACUUGUCACGUUCCUCCUCAAAUGCCAGCAGCUUUGCAAGUGUGGUGGAGGAGAACGUGACCGAGGCCACUGAGGACUACGAUACAGGCAUGGAAAGUCUGUCAUCAGCAGGGACACCACACAAGCGGGACUCAUUCACCUACAGCACAUGGCUGGAGGACAACGCAAACAACAUCACCACCACUAGAAGUUCUCCUGGUACAGGAAAACCUCCCGACGGUGGUAAAGGUCAUGAGCAGAACCGGACGGACAUCCGCUUCAAACUAGAUCGACCGCUUGACCACAAGUCUACAUCGAGCUGCUAGCCUCGCCAAUCUGAUUACGUCAUGGCUCUCCAUCAACAGCUACCAUUAUAGCAUUCCUAUAAAACUCACGAGCUCGGGUUUUCACCGUGACUGCUACUGCUGCUGAAGAUGAUGAUGAAGAUAAUGAAAAUAGCUCCAACCUGCACCACAGUGACAGGAUUGUGAUUAUGUACAUAAUAGAGUGACUAUGCCCUGCAUCAGACUACUGCUCUACUGGUGGCCCAGUGCAGGACCGGGUGAGAGAGAGGUGGGAAUGGGGUCACAGGCUGCAUGGAGAGAUCUCAUUUGCACUGCAUCAUUUUCCUUUUCAUGGUCAAUUUCUCAUCUGCUUUCCACUCCGCUGAAUCUGGCCGGUUCUGUUCUGUCCUCAGUACCGCUUCUAGUCCAUGUAGAAAAUCAAGUGCUAUUUUUGCCUGUUAAGCAUAGACUGCUAUCCUUUUCUCAUCUUUGCGAAUGUCUCCUAAAGCGGUGCCAUGUUGAGCUCCAAAUAUUUUUUUAAAAGAGCAGCAUGCAGCAGGAGCUUGUUCAUCAGGUAAAGCUGACUGGAAUGUUUCUCAGACAUUGGCAUGGGCAUGCUGUUUUUUUUAUAUUAUUUUAUUUUGAUUAUUAUUGUUAUUGUCUAAUUUUUGCCUCUGCAUAAUCACUACUGAUACUGAUAUUGUGUGACAUAAAAACAUACAUUUCUAUAUAAAACUACAGAGUAAACAUUUUCAUCAAUAUCAUUCCCAGUCUGUCAACAAAAUGGAAAAAAAAGAUUGAGUUUUAGUCAGCUAGUAUACAUUCUUUAAAUAGAAAUUGCCUUACUUAACCCUCAAACAGGUGAUUCAUCUAGCCAGCCAAGUGGCCCCAGUGUUCAUCAAACGUGAUUAACUGUGGUGUUAUAAACUUCAUAUGUCCUGUCUUUAGUGAGAAAAACUCCUUUAUUGAGUCUCGGUUAUUUCUGUGCAAGAGACCGUCACCUUAAUUAUAUACAGCACAGAAAACAUUAUAUACAACAAACUGUGAGUUCUUUCUGUAACAUGCUCACUUGAGUAUAAAAUGGUGUCUUGGUCCUUGGUUAAUGUGUUUGGACCCUAGCUCUUUGAAGAAUGCCACUUUAAGGUUUAACAUCUGCCUAAAAUAUGCAAGCCUUCCUGUUCAAAUCCAUGCCACUACACAAAUUGUCAUAUAUGGUGAUAAUUUUCAUUUCGACCCGAAGCUAAUGUGUUGUAAAAUAUAUUUAUUUUUUCUCCAAACAUAAAGAUUAGUCUAUAUAGAUCAUCUCUAUAUACGCAUAAGCCUAAACCUGACACUGUCUUUGUACCUCAGUAAUGCCAAAUUCACUGAUCAUGUGUCCUUAUGUAAAAUGUAGAUAUCACCGAGAAUCACUGAGAAAGGAUUAAAGUGCAUGUGGUUGCUUUACUGUAUGGAACAGUGGCAAUUACAGAGGAUGUGAGGUAGCUGAAGGUAUAAAUGUUGAGUAAAUAUUCAAGUAUAUAUGCUUAUUUAUUUGAAAGAAAAAAAAAGAUUGUUUUUAUUUGUCCCCAGUGACCAAGCCAUGAACAGAACUUUCUAUUCAUUUUUGUUGGUAACAAGUGAAAAUGAGGAUUAUGAAUCAGUCUACUAAACCCUUAAUUCCUUUAGUAUGUCAUUAUGAGUGAGAUAUACCGUAAAUGUGUGGGGUCCCGGGAGUUUAAAGGGAGUUUUUAUAUACAUCUCCCUGACUGACCUUCAUAUCAGUCUUGCUCUAUAAUGCAGGUCAUUAGUGUGUGAAGAUGAAUGACAAUUUCAAAGUUCAUAGAAAUACUUUGAAUGAAAUGUAUAAAAGUGAGAAAAAUAAAAUCUUUUUUUCUUUCUCUCUUUUUUUUUUGCUGAAACAAAUGAAUUGGCUUUGUCAACCCUGCUUAGUGCUUUUGUGUCCCUCUGUGGUCAGUUCUGGUCUUUUUAAGCUAGAAGCAUCCAUGUUGUAGUUUCAGUACAAAAGUCAAAUUAGGUAACAAAAAAUCGAGCAGGAAAUGUGUGCUGCUCAAAACAGGGUACAGAUCAAGCAUCGCUAUGACUGUUAGUGUGACCUCUUCAUGCUUUGGUGGGCUCAUUUGUGUAAAUACAGUUGUUUUGUACAUAGUCCUACUGCCCAAAAAAAAUGAAAUAAAGAGAUUUGGGUGGAAUAUUU
Ictalurus punctatus (channel catfish) is the source of this 4700-nucleotide messenger RNA. It is a transcript of the gene rap1gapa, whose product is annotated as RAP1 GTPase activating protein a. Bases 152 to 2548 code for a protein of 798 amino acids. Lineage: Eukaryota; Metazoa; Chordata; Actinopteri; Siluriformes; Ictaluridae. Gene Ontology annotation, cellular component: cytoplasm. The record is from RefSeq and is a predicted model, not a curated record. Gene Ontology annotation, molecular function: GTPase activator activity. The transcript is spliced from 27 exons. Gene Ontology annotation, biological process: activation of GTPase activity; regulation of small GTPase mediated signal transduction.